Molecule: messenger RNA, 2287 nt
Organism: Neoarius graeffei (lesser salmon catfish)
Lineage: Eukaryota; Metazoa; Chordata; Actinopteri; Siluriformes; Ariidae
Exons: 5
Coding region: 228-2000 (590 amino acids)
Source: RefSeq, a predicted model, not a curated record
GGAUGGAAAGUUUUCCGGAAGUGACGUUGCAGAAUCAAGACUCGUAGAAAAGUGGUUUAUUAAAGUUUGAAUGGAUUUGGACUUCACUGGAAAAGUCGCUAAUGUUGACAUUUUCAGUGGGCGGUGUCUCAUUUCACCCUGAAGGACCCGGAAUGAAUCUCAGCGCUGAUCUGGAACACUGAGGGAGGCUGAACACACACCGGAGUCCUGAGAGUGAGAAGUGAGCGAUGCCUUUGUUUCGUCACGCUGAGGUCAGACUGGAGAGGGAGAGGAGGAAGAGGAAUAGUCCUCAUCAUCAGUGUUAUGAGGAAGAGGAGGAUGGACCUUCAUCGCUGAGGCGUCUGUGUCUCUUCAGCCUGGCAGAGAACAUGAAGGACGUGUGGACGCAGGACUACGCUCACAACUACAUGGAUCAUUACUUCUUCCGAUACGUUAUGGGGCCCUUCAGUCUCCUGCCAGGAGAUCUGGUUGAGGAGCUGCUGUGUGUUCUGUCUCAGAGGAAGCUGCUGUCUCGUGCAGCUCUGCAUCUCCUCCUGCUGCCACAACUGCACACACUCUCACUGUCCCACUCCUGUAACCUCGUCACCGCCAACCUGUGCAGCCUGGUCACUGUGCGCUGUCGGUCUCUGAAGUCUUUAGAUCUGAGUGGAGCGCAGAACGUCUCCUCCGCCGCUCUGUGUUCUCUCCUCAGUGACCUGUCCUGCCUCCACUCUCUCUCUCUGGCUGGAACUCUGUGUGACCCUGCCGUGAUUGCUACGCUGACCCGGCAGUGCUUGCUGCUUCAGCACCUGGAUGUUUCCCGGUGUCUCCACUUGCCCCCGGGUGCCCUGCUGCCCCUGGCGCUGCAAGGACCUAAACGUCUCACCAGCCUGCUGGCUCUGGACAUCGGUUUAGGAGAGCACGAGGAUGAUGGACCGGCUUCAGCUGCCUUCCUCCUGCUCGGCGUGUCCGGUCUCCAGCGCCUGGCGAUGGAGGGUCUCGGACACGCUUGUGUGAUCAUCCAGAAGCGGGAUUUUGUUGUGACUCAUGGGUUUUCCACUCGAGAGCGCGUGCCUUUUCUUGAGGAAUUAUGGGAUUCAAGAGCUCAGGAAAAGGAGGAGGAGAGACUUGGUUCGGAGGAGAAAAUGGACACACCCUUGAGUUUCGAUGAAGGCAGAAGAAUGGACGCACCAAGGGGAAGUUUAAAAUUGCGUCUCCGAGAGGUACAGGGUCUGACCCUCGACAGUCUGGAUGCUGUCAGCAACUUGUGCCCUGAUCUUCACUCUAUAUCUCUAAACUGCCAUGAUGAUGAUGAUGAAGGUUCCUCCUCCCAGAGCGUACAUUUGACUCGGGGCUUGGCUCGCUGGUCAGGUCAGCUGCACUUCCUGUCCCUGCAGUUCUCCGGCCUGAUCUCAGACCUGGUUUCUCCCCUGCAGGUUUCCGGUUCUAGUCUUCUCUCCCUCACCCUAGAGGGGGUCCAAGCUGAUGGGAACCUGCCUCUUGUUGCACUCCUGCGUGCCUGCCCUAAACUCACUGCUCUCACGCUUCACACUGACCCUCCACGCUCCAACCAGGAGGAGGAUGAUGAUGAUGAUGAAGAUAUGGAAGACUGGGAUUUACCGUGCCUUCCACACCUCUGCACUUUAACACUAAUUUUCUCCUUGGACGAGAGGCAGUUGAAGCCUGUGCUGUGCUGGACAUCCCUGAAGGGGGUGCUGUGGUCCCUGCUGAGAGGCUCCGUGCAACUUCAUACACUAUCUCUUAUUGCUGCUCCAUGUCGCCUGGAUCCAGUGUUCAGACUGGUUCUGGAUCGUCACGCCGAACCACUGCGACGUCUCCGACACGUCAGCCUGCAGCGCUCCGAUGUCAGGAUGGAGACGAUGACGCGACUCGUAGACUCCUGCUGCCGCUUGAGCACUCUGGAUGUGAGCGGCUGCUGGUCUUUGACUCGCAGCAACAUCACUAAAUUACAGAGCCGGGCCAGGAGGAGGCGCCGUAAACUCCACAUCACAUGGGCGUAAGGCAGAGACGAAGUACACUGAUUGGCAAACCAGGAUUAUUAUUAUUUUUUUAAAUCAAUUCCGGAUUUAAAUCCGUACUUUCGACAUCGCCGUGAGAGUUCAGCUGUUUGUUGUUAAAUGAAUUGAGUCUUUUUAACGAUCCCAAACACGACAAUUUUAUUCAUGAAGUACAACAAUAUCUCUUCUCAGAGGUACAACUUCAGUGUAACUGUUUACAGUCAGCCAUGUUGUGAUCUCUGUGCACUUUUGACGUUAAUAUAACAUGAAUUGAUAAGAUUUUUGUUUUA